AUGUCUGACAGAAAAUUUCUUUCAACGGAUACUAGCAUUUUAACUCAACGACUACAAAAUGCUGAAAACUCUAUAACAUUUCUUCAACGUGAACAUGCAUCAACACUUGCUAGUCUUCAUGAAGAAAUUGCCAAAUGGCAACAAAAAUGUAGUGAUCUGGCAUUUCAAUUAACGAUUGACGGUACUGUGAUUAAUUCUACAGAUGAUAGAAAACUUCGAAAAAUAGUUGAACAGCUUGAAAAUGAAUUAUAUCAAUAUAAAGAUAAAAUAAACGAUUUGAAUAAAAGUUUAGAAGAAAAAGAAAAACGUUUAAAAGAUUAUGAAAAUCGUCUUAUUGUAAAUGAUCGUAAACAUGCGUUAGAAUUACAUACACAAUAUGAUAAACAACGAGAACUUAAAAUUGAGCUUGAAGAACGUUCAAUAUUAACUGCACAACUUACAAAUCAAUUACAUCAGGAAAAACAACAUCAACAAAAUGUACGAAAUCGUAUUCAUCUUGGACAAAUUAUUUUACCUAAUAAAUCAAAUAAAUUAAAAUAUACCGGUGAACAACAGCAACAACAACAACUUCUGCCAUCCGGUCGUCAUAUAUCGAAACGUUCGUCAUCUCUAAGUAAUCAAACUAGUUCUGAUCAAGAGCUAACAAAAGUUUUGUUUGUUGGACGUCCACCAACUCCUCCACAACAAUUGCAACUACUUUCAUCUAAGAGUAUAGAGUCAUAUAAUGAACAAUUAUAUACAAAGCGUCAACGUCAGUUACUUAAUAAUAAUACAGAAAAAACGAAUUUGAAUAAAGUCACAUCAUCACGACCAACAAUUAAAUUGUCAACCGUUCUGCCACCCAUUAUUAGUAGAAAAAUGCCACUUAAAGCAUUGGCUACAAUAACACUUCAACGUGAAGGCGAAGCUUGA
This is a messenger RNA of Rotaria sp. Silwood2, 912 nucleotides long. The record is from the annotation of a GenBank genome assembly. Lineage: Eukaryota; Metazoa; Rotifera; Eurotatoria; Philodinida; Philodinidae.